UCUGAGGCUGCGGAGGAAGGCGGACGCGCGGCUGGAUCGUCUGGCGACGCCGCCCGCCAUGUGAGGGAGGCUCGCGGCCUUCCCGCCGAGGCUGUUUCUCCGGAGCAGUACACUGAUGAAAUGGAGCCUGGGAUGAAUUCUUUUAGAGUAGAAUUUCCUGAUUUCUCUAACACCAUCCUGCAGAAGCUCAACCAGCAGCGACAGCACGGGCAACUCUGCGAUGUUUCUAUUGUCGUCCAGGGUCAUCUUUUCCGAGCCCACAAAGCUGUCCUGGCAGCCAGCUCCCCUUACUUUUGCGACCAGGUGCUCCUGAAGAACAGUCGACGGAUUGUUCUUCCCGAUGUCAUGAAUCCCAGGGUGUUUGAGAAUAUUCUUCUGUCAACUUAUACUGGGCGACUAGUGAUGCCCGCUCCAGAAAUUGUUAGCUACUUGACGGCAGCAAGCUUCCUUCAGAUGUGGCACGUGGUGGACAAGUGCACGGAGGUGUUAGAAGGAAACCCUUCUGUCCUUUGUCAGAAGCUGAACCGAACCAGCGACCACCAGUCUCCAAGCAGCAGUAACUACAACGGCCUUGUGGAAAGCUUUGAGCUGGGGGCAGCAGGGCAGGCGGAUUUCCACAAGGUGCAGGAACUGAGGGAUGGGGAGAAUGAAGAGGAGAGCUCCAAAGACGAACUGUUAUCUCAGUUAACAGAACACGAGUACCUUCCUAGCAAUUCUUCCACAGAACACGACCAGCUGAGCACAGGAAUGACCAGCCAGGACGGAGAAGAGGCAAUUAGCGACAGUGCUGAAUAUCAGUAUACCAGGCCUCUUUACAGCAAGCCCAGUAUUAUGUCCCACAAACGAUGGAUCCACGUAAAAACAGAGAGGUUCGUGCAGGACUGCGAAGCAGCGGAGGUGCACGGUUCCUACGAUGAGCACCAGGUAUCCGAGUCUAUGAACGCUGUUCAGCCAGACCACCCUGUUCAGACCACUAUUCCCGAAGAUCUUCGUGUCAGUGAAAAGAAGAUGGAAAUGGAGUUUGGUGAGCAAGCCAACGAAAGCAACUAUGAUGAGCAAGUAGACUUUUACGGAUCUUCCAUGGAAGAGUUCUCUGGGGAAAGGAACGAUGGGACUCUAAGCCUUCAGAGGCAGGAGGCUUCAGGUUAUGGAGAAAGCCUAGAUCUUCCCUCAGGGAUCAAGGAAGAAAAUGCCCUGUCAGGGUUUUCUACCGUGGACAAGCUUUACCCGUGCCAGUGUGGCAAGAGUUUCACCCACAAGAGCCAGAGGGACCGUCACAUGGGUAUGCACCUUGGCCUUCGGCCUUACGGCUGUGGCGUGUGUGGUAAGAAAUUCAAAAUGAAGCAUCACCUUGUGGGCCAUAUGAAAAUCCACACAGGCAUCAAACCGUACGAGUGUAACAUUUGCGGGAAAAGGUUCAUGUGGAGGGACAGUUUCCACCGGCACGUGACCUCUUGCACCAAAUCGUACCAGGCCUGUAAAGUGGAACAGAACACUACUAAAAUGAACUGAAAGAGGACGGGUAGAGACAGAAAGGGAAUAUAACUGCUUAACCGGAUAAGCAGCGUGAUUGCAUUGCACAGCCUGUGCCUGAGGCCUGCUGCUUUGAGAUGGUUGGUUCAGAAUAAACUCUGGGGCACAGCUUCCAGUGUCAGCGAGUGCCAGGACCAUCUCGUAAGGCGUUACUGAGGAUUCCUCUCCGAGGACUGCAAACAGACCAGCAAGUUGGCAUAAUGGUACUUUUACGUACUUACAAUUAUUGCUAUUUAAUUUAUGCUCUAGGAAUAUUUGGGUUCUCUGAAGAGGAACGCUGAGGGACCUUCUUGCUUUUAGUUCAUCUCUGUAGACAUCUGCUCAAAUAUUUUGAGGCUCAGCAAGGAUGUGUGUGGGGCGGGGCUCCCCAGCAGGGUGGCUGUUUCCUUUGACGGCACUCCCUGGUAAGCGGUGUUUGAACUAAAUGUGUGAGCACUUGCUUGUUUAAAAUCAAAGGGUGGAUGGCCUUCUCUCCCUUUGUCAAAAUGCACUUUGCUAGACAACUUUCAAGUGCAGCCUCAUCUUUGACAGGCAGCUGCUUCCUUGAUCUGUCCAACUUCUGAGUUUUGUUUAGUGGCUCUGCUUGACUUUGCAGAGCACACAUUGUGCUUCUUUUUGAUAUAUUGUGAUGGACACUUUAAAACCUCACUUUCCUGUCCUCCCCUUGUGCCUGAUGCAAUAGCCAAUCAAACCAGCCUCUUAUUUUGGCUGAGACAGUCAAGAGCAUUGGGCUCACUUCCCAACAGAGGUGAAAACACCCGUCCCUUGCAGUUGAUACUCGUCACAGACAUCACUUUUGUCCUAUAUUUUACCAGUGUCCUGCAAGACCAGAAAGCAGAUCAUCUUUGUGGUUUUCAGGGUGAGUUUUUGUACUAGCCUGCUUACUAACUCUGUUUUGUUAGUAGCCGGGCUGUAGAAGCGGUUUGAAACUAUUCCACUUCCUUCCAGUGAUCA
Molecule: messenger RNA, 2487 nt
Organism: Candoia aspera
Lineage: Eukaryota; Metazoa; Chordata; Lepidosauria; Squamata; Candoiidae
Gene: ZBTB43
Product: zinc finger and BTB domain containing 43
Exons: 2
Coding region: 121-1512 (463 amino acids)
Biological process (GO): regulation of transcription by RNA polymerase II
Molecular function (GO): RNA polymerase II cis-regulatory region sequence-specific DNA binding; DNA-binding transcription factor activity, RNA polymerase II-specific; protein binding
Source: RefSeq, a predicted model, not a curated record